AUGGCGGCGUCAAUGAAAGGACAGACCCCUGAGCUGAAGCUGUACCUGAGGUCAAAUAAGCUUCCCGAUAUUUAUGAGGCUCUGCUGACGGGUCUAGCUGUGAUGUGUCCAGAUGAUCCACAUCAGUUUAUUCUAGACAAAUUGGGAUUUCUUGUAGAGAAUGGACUGGGCGACCUGAACUGGGAUAUGUUUGUGGAUCAAGAGAUGAAGCCGACCAAUAAAGUUAUCGCAGAGAGUAGCCUGGACUUUAUCUUCAAUAUGGAUGAUGAGAGUAUCAUUGAUUAUUCUGAUAUCCCAGAGAACAUACAAAAAGGACAGGGUUUCUUCGGGGGUCGGUUUCAGGGGCUAGCCGCCUCGAAGAAAGUUUGGCCCACACCCGAGAUGUAUGCAACAGCUUAUGAGCAUUACAACAGGAGUCUAAAGAUGAUGUGUUUCAGUGCCUGGGUGCAAUACUCGCUCUAUAAGAAGAGAAAAUUACAGAAGAUGUUAUCACAAAUGGAGCGGGCAGAAAGACAUCGUGCUCAGAAGGUGAUGAGAGUACAUCUGGAUGAAUGGAAGGACUGGGUGAAGUACAGGAAGGGAUGCCAAGCCAUGUCCUAUCAAAAGAUAAAGAAGAUCUACCAUAUCUCUGUCGGAAAAGUCAUCUUCAAGGAGUGGCAUGAGACUACCGUCCGGGCAAAGAACCAGAGGGAAUACUUCGAGAAACUUGAGCGUGGUGAGAACAUGGAAGAUGAUGAGACGUUUGGCCAGGGAACAGGGGAAGCACGGGACAGCAUCUCACAUCUGAGAGACAUUGGGUUCGGCGAUCUUGCUGUCAAGAUCUUCAGCUUUGUGGAUAUAGCUGACUUGGCAAGGUGUUCCCGUGUGUGUCGGUCCUGGAAAGUCAUCACUCAGACUCCUGGACUGUGGAGUCGGCUGGACUUCUUCAAAGUGAGAAACAGUGUGACAGAUCAGAUCACUACCCGACUUCUGGCCAAGUGUCGCCCUUACCUCAUUCAUCUCAAUCUUCGUGGCUGUGUCAAAGUCACGGAACCUACCUUUGUCAGCAUCAGCGAAUGUCGAAAUCUUCAGGACCUCAACUUGUCAGAGUGUAAGGGUCUGAAUGAUGAACACAUGAAAGUUGUAGCCAAAGGAUGUAAAAUACUGUUAUAUCUAAACAUCUCUCGUACAAAUCUCACCGACGCAUCGCUCAGAACUAUCUCAAAGUACUGUGCCAACCUCCAGUUUCUCAGCAUGGCCUCAUGCCGCAAAUACACAGACAAAGGCCUCCAGUAUCUGGCAUCAGGAAAGAACAGCAAGAAACUGGAAUACCUGGAUCUCUCAGGCUGUCUACAGGUGACUCCCGAGGGAUUCCAGAACCUAGCUUCUGGAUGUGUAAACAUACAUACACUAAUCCUCAAUGACUUUGCGACGUUAAACGACGACUGCUUAAAACCUGUCACUGCUAAAUGUUUUAAAUUACAAAACAUUUCCAUACUGGGUUCUCCACUGCUUACUGAUGAAUCCUUCCGGCGUUUGGCUCAACGUGGAAAGUUAAAGAAACUACGAAUAGAAGGUAAUCACAGGAUAUCUGACCAGAGUUUGAAGGUGAUCGGGAAAAACUGUACACAACUAGAGCACAUCUACGUGGCGGACUGUCAGAAGCUGACCGACCUGUCAUUGAAGGCCCUCAGUAACUGUAAAAACCUGGUCGUGUGUAAUGUUGCUGAUGUAGUCAGAGUGACAGACAGUGGAGUCAAAGGCUUGGUAGAGGGGCCAGCAACACAGAAGAUACGAGAGCUCAACUUAACCAACUGUAUCCGAGUAGGGGACAUGUCCCUCAUAGCCCUCAGGAAGUGCCAUUCCCUGACCCAUCUGAGUGUGUGUUACUGUGAACAUAUCGCAGAAGCAGGUGUUGAACUGUUGGGACAGAUCCAUAGCCUCACAUCUAUAGACCUAACAGGCUGUAACUGUGGCGAUAACGGGUUAUCUGCCCUUGGUAACAACACUCGCCUGAAGGAUGUGACGUUGUCAGAGUGUACCUCCAUCACAGACCUGGGUUUACAGAAGUUUACUCAGCAGUGUAAAGAUAUUGAGCGUUUGGACCUGUCUCAUUGUGUGGGGAUAACAGACGGUGCAAUCAAGAACCUAGCGUUUUGUUGUAGAAUGCUGAAUGUGCUAAAUGUAGCUGGAUGUAAGCUGGUAACUAACCUGAGUAUCCAGUACCUAUCUGGAGUAUGUCACUAUCUCUACAGCCUUGACAUUAGUGGAUGUCUUCUUGUCACGGAGAAAGCUCUGAAGUAUCUGAGGAAAGGAUGUAAAAAGUUGCAUUGUCUGACAAUCCUAUACUGUAAAGGAAUUCCAAAAUCCUCGGCACAGAAGAUGAUGCGAAGUGUAGAAGUGGUAAAGUACAGCAAUGAAGACAUUCCUCCAUACUAUGGCUACGUGGGCUGAGUGGACAGUGGUCAGAUGAUGAACCUGACCAGAUAUACAAGAUUAGUCUAGUGUGUUGACAGACCACGGAAACAUAAAGACUAAUGCUGAUAAAGGAAUAUCAUAAAGUGUUGUAACUACACUUUCUGGAUUGUAGUUACCACUG
Messenger RNA from Ylistrum balloti, 2578 nucleotides. RefSeq names its product F-box and leucine-rich repeat protein 13-like. Gene Ontology annotation, biological process: SCF-dependent proteasomal ubiquitin-dependent protein catabolic process. The record is from RefSeq and is a predicted model, not a curated record. Bases 1 to 2433 code for a protein of 810 amino acids. Gene Ontology annotation, molecular function: protein binding. Lineage: Eukaryota; Metazoa; Mollusca; Bivalvia; Pectinida; Pectinidae. Gene Ontology annotation, cellular component: SCF ubiquitin ligase complex. The transcript is spliced from 24 exons.